This is a messenger RNA of Prosopis cineraria, 1779 nucleotides long. Its product is annotated as 2-methylpropanoate--CoA ligase CCL4-like. The record is from RefSeq and is a predicted model, not a curated record. Bases 27 to 1508 code for a protein of 493 amino acids. Lineage: Eukaryota; Viridiplantae; Streptophyta; Magnoliopsida; Fabales; Fabaceae. The transcript has a single exon.
AAGUCCUUGUUAUCUUCAUCGUCGACAUGGAACAUCUCAAGCCAAACUCUGCAAACUCUCCUCCUCUCACCCCUUUAGGCCUCCUCGAUAGAGCUGCCACCCUCUACGGUGACUGCACUUCUAUCAUCUGCAAUCACAUCACCUUCACUUGGUCCGAAACCCACCGUCGUUGUCUCCAACUAGCUUCCUCUCUCUCCUCUCUCGGAAUCCGUCGUGGAGAUAUCGUCUCCGUCGUCGCCCCAAACAUCCCUGCUGUGUACGAGCUCCAGUUCGCAGUUCCCUUCACCGGCGCCGUCCUCAACAACAUUAACUACUUCCUCCAUGAUGCUCACGCUCUCACCGUCAUCCUCCGCCAAGCUAAACCUAAGCUCGUGUUUGUCGAUUGCGCCUCAAGCUCUCAGGUCCUCAAGGCCAUCUCCAAGCUGCCUCCAGAGACUCCACGGCCUAUCCUCGUCCACAUCACUGAUGACUCAGUCGAACCCAAAUCAUCAGAUGGAUUCUCCCAUACGUACGAGGGGUUGGUAGCGAGCGGUGACCCGAAUUUCCAGUGGAUCAGACCCAAUAGUGAGUGGGAUCCGAUGACUUUGACUUACACCAUGGUUGCACCGGGGACUUCCAAAGGGGUGGUUCAUUGCCACCGGGGGAUUUUCACGACCACCGUCAAUUUCCUGAUCGAGUGGGCCGUUCCCAAAAAACCAGUCUUCCUGUGGUCGACGCUGUAUAAGAACGACGAUAUUUGUUGGAGCUUCCCAUGGGGAAUUGCGGCCGUGGGAGGAACCAAUAUCUGCGUCCGUCGCAUCAAUUCCUCCGACGUAUACUCUCUGAUCAAGAGCCAUGGUGUCACACACAUGUGCGCUGAACCGGAAACACUCAACAUGAUCAUAACAAACUCCCAGAAAACAGAGCGUCUAAAAAUGCCCGUCCAAGUCCUCACAGCAGGAGCAGCAGCAGAAAAACUGCCACAAGAAGCAGUGUUACGCCGAGCGGAAGAAUUAGGGUUUGUGGUCAGUUACGGCUACGGGUCAAUAGAAACAGGAGGGUUGGUGAUUUCAUGCACGUGGAACUCCGAGCAGGAGGCGCGGCUAGGGACGAGAACAAUCGGGCUGGCGGAGAUGGAUGUGGUGGAUCCGGAUACGGGUAAAAGCUUGGAACGCGACGGGUUGACCCAGGGAAAAGUGGUUUUUCGGGGCAAUUCACUCAUGUUGGGCUACUUGAAAGAUAUGGACAAGUCCGAUCGGUUCUUCAAGGAUGGGUGGUUACACAUAGGCGAAGAUGGGCGGAUGCAACCAGGUGGGUUGUUACAGAUAAGCGAUCAAUUGAAGGACGUGACGAGAGCGAAGAUGAUGAUCGGAUCAGGGCCGGAAAGAAGGAACGUGUUUGGCCUCAUGAAGACCCGCAGAAGCUAUACGCUUGGUAUGCAGGGAAUGAUGCCGACAAGAUCGCAUCUCAAUAUCAAAAUGUUUCCUAAAUUUACCAGUGGCAGCUCCAUCCUCUGCAUCCGCCUUUGAAGUUGGGUGACGUUUAAUUUGGAUUAAGGAUCUGAUGGUAAAGUUAAAAAAAGAAAAAGAACCUGUAAGCGCAAAAUAUACCGAGACUAAAUGGAGAACGUGGAAGAUAAAAUGCAAAAUUUACAUAAUUAAUGAUGGCAUAUAUUUGUAAUGUACUGUGUGGAAUGUGUGUGUGUUUAAUUUUCUGUGCAUUGCAUUUUGCACAGAAUUACACAAGAUCUUUGGGAUUGUGUAGUAGUAAUUGUUAUUCAAAAAGUAUACUAUAUGGUUA